GAAAGAUGAAGCUUUGCCAGGGAGAUUUCCCUGAGGAACAGAAUUAUGAAAUUCUCAGCAGCUCACUGGAAGAAGAAGACAAAGGCUGCCGAUGCAAGCGGUUGCUAAUAAAGUUGAAGCCCAAUUGUCAAGCUUCACGAUCAAGAGUUGAUGGAGGGAAGCAGCAAUUUGCAGACAUGGCGGUGAUUGUGGGGAUAGACCAGGAAACUGGUAUCCGGAGGAAGAUAGUAUUGAGAAGCAAUCGUUCAGGGUUGAAGUUAGCUACAAGGCUGAAAUUGUAUCUAGACCAGAAGCAAAAUGAAGAGAACAAAACCAGGUUUCUUAUGGAUCAAAACUCAGAAGAUCAUGAAUCAAAGGAACAUUUUAGUGAUGAGACUCCAAAUAAGAAAGCUCCAGAGAGAACAAUCUCCACAAUCAAAAGAGAACUUGCAGGAUCCCCACUUGGCUGGCCGCUUCUCAGGAGAAAAUCGUCUCAGAAGCAACCGAGUUUUAGGAAAUGUAGCAGUCUUAGUGAAACCUCUUCUUCCACUCUAGUUUCUGCAUUUUCGAGGCAGUCAUCGGCGGCUCGAAGAAACCCUUCUGCAUCAGCAUCAGCAUCUGAUUUCUGGGAGGAAUUCGUAACCGACGAGGAUAGGAUUCAGAACUCAAAGACUGACUUUAAUUCCAGAGGAUGUGUCCAUCAUAGUGAUGAUGAUGAUGGUUUAAAGUCCUCUCCCUGCAAACUGUUUAGCCAUGGAGAGUUGAAGAAAGCCACUCAAGAUUUCUCUCCACAGAACUUGGUUGGAGAAGGAGGUUGCAGCAGUGUGUACAAAGGCUGCCUUCCUGAUGGGAAAUCAGUAGCAGUGAAAGUACUGAAACCUUACAAGGAAGCUUGGAACGACUUCUCAUUAGAAGUCGAAAUCAUGUCUUUAGUAAAGCAUCGACACAUCACUCCUCUCAUUGGUGUCUGCAUUGAAGGAGAGUCUCUCAUGUUGGUCUAUGAUUUCCUGUCCAAUGGCAGCUUGGAGGAAAGCCUGCAAGAUGAUGGUGAGGAGAAGGCUGUACUGCCAUGGGAAGUGAGGUUUAGAGUGGCUGUUGAAGUUGCUGAAGCUCUGAGUUACUUGCAUAGUGAAUGUCCAAGGCCAGUCAUCCAUAGAGAUGUCAAGUCUUCCAAUAUUCUCCUGUCCAGUGAUCUUCAACCACAGUUAUCAGAUUUUGGGCUUGCCAUAUGGGGCCCAGCAAAUUCGACCCACAUGACAAACAAAGAUCUGGUUGGAACCUUUGGGUACAUAGCUCCAGAGUAUUUCAUGCAUGGAAGGGUGAGUGAGAAAGUAGACAUUUACUCAUUUGGUAUUGUUCUGCUGGAACUGGUCUCUGGAAGGAAAGCAAUCAUCACAAACAAUAGUUCAAAAGCACAAGAGGGAUUAGUCAAAUGGGUGAGCAUUUCCUUAUUCAGUUUGACCUUACCUAACUUCCCAUUUGGUCAACAUUUGCCUCGUGUAUUGCUUGUUCAUCAAGAAACUGAAAAUUGGUCAUGUUUGUUUAUGGUCCAGGCGAUUCCGUUGAUGGAAAGUGGGAAUCACAGAGGAUUGCUUGAUCCAAGGUUAAUGAGCGAGCAAGUGGAUAACUCUCAAUUAGGUAGAAUGGUUUUGGCUGCCACCCUUUGCACCAAAGCCUCAGCCAGAUUGCGUCCAACAGCAAACCAGAUCAUCGAGCUUUUGAAAGGGGUGAAAUGCGAAAAGGAAUGGACAAGUUGUUACAUCAACUAUCUAACGGAGACGAGUAAUCAAGAGGAAGGUGACGAUGAAAGUCUACAAAGACAUGAUUAUAAGUCGUCAUUGGACACUUCAUGGCUGGAUUUAGGCUUGGAAGAUGCAACUCAGUUGGGAAGCAGCAGGGUCAUUACCAAGCCGAGGAAAAAACUGAAGGACUACUUGAAGGAAGACCAAUUUUAAUAAUCUAUUAUUAAACUUCAACUGCUCAUCUAUUUUUUUUUUUUUUUAGAAACUCACCAUAGUCUUAUAGGAAGUUAAACACUACUUCGGAAAUUUGAUGUGGAAGUAGGUAUACCUUCCAAUUAUGUACAGAGAUUCCUAACACAAAACCUCAGAAGCUACGUAUUGAUUUCUUAAUGGAAUAUAGUUACG
This is a messenger RNA of Linum tenue, 2126 nucleotides long. Lineage: Eukaryota; Viridiplantae; Streptophyta; Magnoliopsida; Malpighiales; Linaceae. The record is from the annotation of a GenBank genome assembly.